AUGGUGUAUAAUUGCAGUUUGAUGUCGGUCCCACUGUAUCUCUCAAAAAUAGCUCCACCACAGUACAGAGGAGCUUUUAAGUUUAACAAUGGCUUUCAGUUCAGUGUAGGCAUUGGACCCUUAUCAGCAAAUCUCAUAAACUUUAGUACCGAAAGGAUUAGAGGCGGUUGGGGUUGGCGUCUCUCUUUGGCCCUGGCUAAAGUCCCAGCUUCAAUCCUAAUCAAGCUGGUGACAUCUCUCAUGUCCGCUGUGAUGAAUGGAGUUGUGGGUACUGGUUCGACCUUCAUAUCCUUGUUGAUAGUGGAUAGAUUGGGCCAACGGGUGUUGUUUGCAAUAGGCGAAGUUUAAAUGUUUGUCUCACAGUUGGUCUGAGGAAUAAUAGCUGCCACACUCGUAGAUCAUGGUGGGUUGAGCAAGGAAGAGGCUUAUCUGGUAUUGAUUUUGAUUGGCAUAUACAUAGCUAGUUUUUGGGUGGUCAUGGAGUCCAUUGGGGUGAUUAGCAGGAUAGAGUAUCUUCUACAAAUGAACGGCCUCGACAGCCUUGGAAGCCUGGAGAACAAGCUGAAGCUUGAGGGAAGAGAAGCUCAUGGUCUUGGUGCUUCCGCUUUCAGCCCCGCCGCUCUGGAGAUUUGAGAGUUAUAGCAUUCUCCUGCACCAUUAAUGGGCGAGAGAGAAAGCGUACGGGAUAACGAAGAUGGAAGAACACAACUUGAAAGGCGACAUCUGA
Messenger RNA from Nelumbo nucifera (sacred lotus), 727 nucleotides. NCBI's taxonomy places the organism in Eukaryota, Viridiplantae, Streptophyta, Magnoliopsida, Proteales, Nelumbonaceae. The record is from RefSeq and is a predicted model, not a curated record.